Aphis gossypii (cotton aphid) is the source of this 6036-nucleotide messenger RNA. Its product is annotated as circadian locomoter output cycles protein kaput-like. Bases 2442 to 4262 code for a protein of 606 amino acids. Gene Ontology annotation, cellular component: CLOCK-BMAL transcription complex; cytoplasm; nucleus. Gene Ontology annotation, biological process: circadian regulation of gene expression; regulation of transcription by RNA polymerase II. The record is from RefSeq and is a predicted model, not a curated record. The transcript has 22 exons. Gene Ontology annotation, molecular function: protein dimerization activity; DNA-binding transcription factor activity, RNA polymerase II-specific; RNA polymerase II cis-regulatory region sequence-specific DNA binding. NCBI's taxonomy places the organism in Eukaryota, Metazoa, Arthropoda, Insecta, Hemiptera, Aphididae.
UCUUUUCCAGGCGGUCGAGUCCUACGCAUCGUUGCGUUCGCUCGCCGUCUCGCGCUGGGUUCGCACCAAACCGCGUGUGCGGACUGCGGACAACGCGUGUUAUUGCUAAGUCCUUGUGCCGCCUUUGCUCCUUUAACGGCCUUACACCUCGUGUGGCUGUCUGUGUCGUUUGGUUCGUUGAACGUGUGCCGCCAAUAUAUUUAUUAACCGCUUAUUGUUUUACAACUUUCGGUUGGCUCAUCGUGCGUUACCGUGUGCCGCCCAUAUAUUAUAUAGGUAGACUGCGUGGUCAAAGGCCUUUUUUCGCAGUACCGUGCGUGGCUGUUGAGCCGUCCGUGUCCCUCCCAUCUGGAGCUGUUCGUUGGAUCCUCUACAGUCUCAUACGCAUCGAAGUUGCUGCAGCCAGGUAUUGUGAGAAUCGUCGAUAUGGGUGUCCAGUAUCAGCAAAAAUUGCAAUAACUGAUUAAAUGCCAAUAAUAAUUCCAGCAGCACACAUUUACAACCAUAAACCUGUACUUAACCAUGCAGUGGCAUUGCGAGGUUUUUUGAAUAGGCUGAGGGAAAAAGUGAGUACAGAAAAUGUUGUUCCACAGAAUAUAGUUGACCAGGAGGCGCAUCUGCAAUAUCCUAGUGCAGCGAUGGAAAUGGGCCGUACCGCAGCAAUUAGGGCUAUUGCACGGGCUAGGAGUAGAAACAGUCCACUUGUUCUUGAAACUUUAACGAAUUGGGUAGACAUAUUUAAUUUUGAUGAAUUCUGAUGAAUGGGGCCCAAGACUACGUUACAGAAGGUACAAUGGUCCCUUUUUAUCAAGGUCCGUUGGAAAUAUUAACUUCAUUGAAUCUUACCGCGCAUCUCUCUAGAGGCUAAUGGGCCAACACCCAACAUUGUAUGGAUUCUAUGAUCACUUGAGAACAGUCAAAGAAAGAGGUCGAAAUGAUUUUAGGCGAACAGUCGAUAGACAAAGAGGCAGGCAAGCCGAUUACAGGGUGUAUCCACGCAAUGAUGUCACUAUAAGAAAUGCUUGGAAUAAUAUUGAAAAUGGCAGAUAUAAUUUGAGUAACUUCAUUAGAAAUGUGGAUAGUACACACCAGAACAGAUUGUGAGAAAUAAAAUCGAGGCGCCUAAUUUUCUAUAUCUUAAGUCAUAAUAAAAGCUAUAGUACCAGGAAUUUUAAUGGAGCCACUUCCUCUACCAGCACCAUUGGUACGGCCAAAUUUUAGACCCUUGAUAUUGGGCCCAGUGCGCCUAACACUGAGUAACACCUCUUCAACCACUCAUUCAGCCGUCUGCGGUUUUACCAGUGCGUCAAUUAUUCCCGUUCAACCAGAACAUAUUCGUGGUCAAGGAAAGAUACGUGAUCAUAUUAAUAGAUCUUAUCCUAUAAUAGAAUAUCGAGAGCGUGUGCGUGGCCCAGAAAGGUUAAUAAAUGCUGCUGUCAAUGAAAGAGCUGCACUUCCCAACAUAGAAAAAGCUUGGGCAGAUUUUUAUAUGAUGGAAAACGAAAAUGAACCAGAGCCACUACUGCAAGUAGAAAUUAAUGAUCCCCCUCUACUUCCAGUACAGAAUGCAGACAAAAAAAAUAUUAUAAUAAAAUUUGCUGUACAAAAAAUUAUUUAAAUUACUUGCAAAUCGUUUUAGAUAUCUUGGAACUAUUUUGCAUAUAGAGCCCCCCAUUUAAUUUACUUAUUAUAAAAAUUCUAGGGCUGAAGCCCCCCUCACUUUAAGGUCUAGUUACGCCUAUGGCACAUAGGGGUACAUAUAUUUUAUAAGCUCCUAACAACGCAACAGUUCAAUGAUGAUUAACAUUUUUACGUAUUUAUACCUAUACUUUAAACAGUUAACAGAUCGUACAGUAGAUUAUUAGAUUAAACGAAAUUGAAUAUAGUACUUUUAGAUUCUGAACGAAGUGAUAAAUGUAUUGAUUUUACAAUGAUGUGUGUUUUUUUUUAUGAUCAACUGUUAUGGGGCUAGUACAGUUCGGCCCCGAGAUAACAGGCAGAAUAAUUUUUAACUCUAUAAAUAGUCCCUAUAAAUGAAUUGGGACAUACUCGGGUGAUACUUUAUUCUAGACGCACUCGGAACCACGGAUUCAUAGAUAACAGCAAAUGGUUCGACUGCCGUUCAUGGUGCAUUAAAAAUCAAAACUUUUUCAUAUCAUUUUAUAUCAAUAGUUUGAUUAGCCAUUAACUAUACACAGUCUACAACGCUCUCUUGUCAUGCGCCAGGCCGACAGGCGCCAGCAUCGAGCAUACAUAAUAGUGCCGUUUUCCGAAAACUAGUAUCGUUUACUCUGCCCAAUAUUGUUUAUUUUGUGCACUUACCAAUGGGCCCGAUUAUACACCGUGCUACAUGUAAAAAUGUAAACUUUGUGUACCGUGGCGCCUGAAGGUAAGAAGCAAAAAGCCCGAAAUAUACGUACCUACCUGGACCGCACGCCACUAUGUCAAACUACUUGAAUAGCGCCUCUACUAAGAAAUCCGAUGACAAGUAUGACGACGAACUGACCGAUAGAGACGAUACUAAAAGAAAAUCAAGAAACCUAAGUGAGAAGAAACGCAGGGAUCAAUUUAACAACUUAAUCAAUGAAUUAAAUCGCAUGUUGUCCACAACUAAUAGAAAAAUGGAUAAAUCCACUGUUCUGAGAACAACCAUCAAUUAUUUAAAUAAACAAAAAGAUAUAUUAUUGAAUUCAAGAGUACAUGAAAUAGACAAUGAUUGGAAACCAGAAUUUCUAUUAAAUGAAGAAUUUACACAUAUAAUUUUAGAAGCUUUGGAUGGGUUCAUUAUAGUAUUUACAUCAUUAGGAAAAAUCCUUCAUGCUUCAGAAACGGUCACUGCUCUUCUUGGUUAUCUUCCGAAAACCAUGGAAAAUUUAUCAAUAUUUAAAAUAAUCCAUGAAGCAGAUCAUUCAUUGUUACAAGAUCGGAUUAUAGAAUCCAGACUUUCUAAAAAUUAUGAUAAUGAUAAAAUUGUAUUUUCUUGUCAUUGUAAAAGACAUGAUCCAUUUAAAGAUAAAGAGGAAAAAAAUCAAUUUGAAUUGGUGCAAUUUUUUGGUUACUUUCAACCAAGUAGUGAAAUAUAUCAUGGUAACAAUCUUAGAAUUUCAUCUCUAUUCAGUAGUGAAGAAGAUGACCUUAACCUAGUAUUUGUUGGUAUUGGCCGAAUUAUGACUCCACAGUUAUUAAAAGAACUACCAGUUAUGGAGGAUAUAAAAAGUGAAUUCACCUCUAGACAUAGUUUAGAAUGGAAAUUUUUAUUCCUUGAUCAUAGAGCUCCAUCAAUUAUUGGCUAUAUGCCGUUUGAAGUUCUAGGAACAUCUGGUUAUGAAUAUUACCAUAUUGAUGACCUAGAAAAUGUAAUAUUAUCACACCAAGCUCUUAUGCUGAAAGGCAAAGAAACAUCUUGUUAUUAUCGGUUUUUAACCAAAGGACAACAAUGGAUAUGGUUACAAUCAAGAUAUUAUAUUAGUUACCAUCAAUGGAACUCAAAACCUGAAUUCAUUGUUUGUCAUCAUCAAGUCAUAAAUUAUUUUAAUAUUAUUAAAAAAGACAGUGAAACUAAUGAUGGAAGAAAAAAUAGUAAAAAAAGAUUAUGGCACAUUCCUUUAAAUGAAAUUGAACAUCAAUCAUCAAAUAGUGAUUAUGAUUCAUAUCCCAAGAGACAUUAUGAGCAACAAAGUACAGAUUCACCAAAAAUGAAAAUUAAAUCUAUUGAAGAUAUUCAAAAUUCUAAUUGUGAAGGUGAGUCAUUGGCAGUGGUAGAAAAUAAACACGAUAUUUCUGAAACAUUAAACAAUUAUUUAGAAAAUUCCCAAUCUUCAGUUAAAUUACCUGCUGGUUCAGUUUCCCCAUCACAGGAAAAUCUCAUUCAAGAUCAAUUACAACGUAAACAAGAGCAAUUACAAAAAACUAUAGUCAAACAACAAGAAGAACUAAAGAAAAUAACUAAACAAUUAUUAAUGGCACGGUGUGGAAUCUUACCAACAUUUAUGGAUGAUUCUUUACAAGCUUCUGAGCAAACAACUCAACCAGAGACCUCUGCCAAUCAAAUUAUGUGUUCUGAUGCCAGUGGAGAACUUUUUGAAACGUGUCCAUUAAUUUCUUCUGAUGUUUUAUUACUACACGAACGAAAUGAACAAGUUAUGCAACAUUCCUAUUCAUCAAAUAUAACACAGAACAUGGUCAACGAGGGAGGAGGACAAUUGGAUUAUAGUUAUAAUAAUCAGUCUAAUGAUGUUCUUUUUGAACAAAGUUCUCCUUGAAAAUAAUUACUAUAUCAAAGGUAGUUUAAUUUCUCAUGUAUAUUUCUUUAAUGUUUCGUUGUUAGUACAACGCUCAAUGAUUUUUUAGCAUAACAGUAUAUAAAUAAUGAAGUGAGUGAUAAUUUUACUACAAAUUACCAAAUAUGUAUUUUAAGAAAAAUAAUAGUUGUAUAAAGGAUUUAAUCAUUUAUUCUUAAUAACUAAAUAGUCAUUUAUCUUUUAGUUUUUAAUUAUUUUUUACAUUAUUUGUAAAUUAUAUACCCUACAGGCCACUGUAUUUUCCUACCAGGUUAAGAAAGGAAAAAACUAUAGCCUCUGUUUAUAUUUGAUAUUUCUAAUUGUAUAUUAUGAAAAAUGUUGUGAAUUCUGAAUUACUGUGAUCUCUUAAUGGUUUUAAAAUAUAAAAUUAAGAAUAUCCCAGUAUGCUGACAUUUAUUUUUAAAUAAAAAAACAAAAUUAAAAUGAGGACAUAAAAAAAAAUGUAAUAUUUUUAAUAACAAAAAAUAUAAUUUUUUUAUUAAUUUAGUAAAAACUUAUGUAUUUAUCUCAUCAACAAGAAAACUUAUAAUUAAGUGAUCCCUUGUAUUAAUUUAUACUAUUAAAAUUAUUUAAUUAUGUAAUCAUAAUUUUUUAUCUAAAUUAUUAUUUUAUUUAAAACAAUUAGAAGACAACCUAGCUAUUAACUAUUUAAUUGUAAAUAUCGUAAAUUAUUUGAUCUAAUUUCUUCAUACAUAUAUUUUUAAUUAAAUGUAAUCAGCCAUAUAUUUUGUAUAUAUAUUUAUAUUAAAGUUUUUCAAUUAUUUAGUAGGCUAUAAUUGCGUUAUUUGAAAAAAGAUGUUCCUCUUUGUAGGUUCUGUUGUGGUUCCUUUGUUCUUGUAUCUAUAGUUAAUAUUACUUGCACAAAGACUUAACUAUUUUGACUCUAAAGUUUUAAAAAUAUGUAUCUGUCAAUUAAACACUGUUAGUCAUAAGUGUACAUUACUUUUUUAUGAUUAACAUUGGGUGCUAUUGAAUACUCGUAAAGUGAUAAUUUUUUUUAUUUCAUUUAUUAUUUGGUAGUUAUUUUUAUGAAUAAUAAUGCGUUCAUUUAUAUUUAACAUUUCAUAAGACUUUUUAGUUUGUAUUAGUAAAAAUACAAUAAUGUGCUGUUUAAAAUACAUACGCAUUUGACUUAAGUAUAAAAUAACUAGAUUUUUAAUUUAAAAUUUGUAGAAUAGUAUAGAAUAUGUUUACUUGAUUUGUGUUUUAAAUUGGUAAUUGAUUUGUGUGUAACAUAUUGGUGUAUACAGUAAAAAUCACUUGAAAGGGCUGGAUAGCUAUAUAAGAAUAUGUGUGAAUAUAAGUAAACAAUUAUCAUUUAUUUUUAUAAUGAUCACACAUACAAUCAUUUAAUACAAUGUACUGUAUUUAUCAAAACUGUAAAUGCAAUAAAUAAUUUUAUAAUAAUUCAAAAGGUAUUCAUUUUUGUUUUAUAUUUAGUAAUUUAUCAUAAUAUCAAGUUGUCCUAUGAUUUCGGUCUUUACAUAUACUUUUUUACAAUAUACUUUUGACUGGAAAAAUAGAAAAUUUAACUAUGUGAUUUUUAUUGUAUAUAUUAUAAUAUAUGUGUUGGUUUACAACGUGACAUUUAUUAUUUAUUUUUAUGGUACCUAAUCUGUGUAUUUUAGUUAGUAGAUAAUUUUAAAUAUUCUGUUUAUUUCAUACUUACAAUUUAAUAUUAAUUAAUUUUAUAUAUAUUUAUAUAGUAUAUUAUAUCUGACCAUUUGAGUUUAUA